CAGUCCUGUGAGGGCCUUCAGAAGAUUAAAGGAAAUCGUAAUAGGGCUCAGAUGAUGUGUGCAAGGGUGCAUGGAGAUGCACACGUAACCAUAAAGCAGAGGGAGAGCAUGGUGGUGUUAUUUGUGAGCCUUCUGCCUCCGACCUUAGUGGGCAUUAUUUGCCAUGGCAUACAAUGCAGGAACUGCUGGGGAUGCAAACCAGUUAGCACAGCGCAUAACGUCCAAUAUCCAGAAAAUCACCCAAUGCACUGCAGAAAUACAAAGAGUACUGAAUCAGCUUGGAACACCACAAGAUACGCAUGAAUUGCAGCAACAGCUACAACAGAAGCAACAGUAUACAAACCAACUUGCCAAAGAAACAGACAAGUAUAUUAAAGAGUUUGGAUCUCUGCCUUCAAUAACUGAACAGCGUCAAAGAAAAAUACAGAAAGACCGGUUGGUGAAUGAAUUCACUACAGCACUUACAAACUUCCAGCGGGUACAAAGGCAAGCUGCUGAGAAAGAGAGGGACUUUGUAGCAAGAGUACGUGCCAGCUCUAGGCUAUCGGGUGGUGCCCCAGAGGACUCCUAUAAAGAAGGAACGCUUGUCUCCUGGGACAGCCAACCUCAGACUCAGGUACUAGAUGAAGAAAUCACAGAAGAUGACCUCCGCCUUAUUGAGGAGAGGGAGUCUGCCAUUAGGCAGCUUGAGUCAGAUAUUCUGGAUAUCAAUGAAAUAUUCAAAGAUCUGGGGAUGAUGAUCCAUGAACAAGGAGAUGUUAUAGAUAGCAUAGAGGCUAAUGUAGAAACAGCUGAAGUCCAUGUUCAGCAAGCAAAUCAGCAGUUGUCCAGAGCAGCAGACUACCAGCGCAAGUCCCGCAAGAAAAUAUGUAUCCUCAUUGUUGUGCUCGCUGUAGGCAUAACCGUCCUGGGCCUAAUUAUUUGGGGAGCAACAACGGCAAAGUAAACUGCACAAGAGGGCUUCUGGUCAGGGCUCAUAAUGGUCUUUGGUCAAUGACAUGGUCAUCUUUGUCACAUCUUCUCUGUCACAAAAUGCAUUUUUUAACCCCAAGAGUGUGCUUUCCUUGGCUUGUGUAGUAAGGUUAAUUUGAAUGUUCUGCAAUGGUCUCAUUUGCGGGUUCUUAAUUCAGGUGUGGGCAAUUUUGUGUGUUUCUCUUGUCUUUCUCUCUCAGCUGUGUUACACUGGCUAGGUGGCAUAAGGCUUACUGUCCCUGGUGUGUUGCAUUGAUAUCCUCUUUUUUUAAGUGGAUCAAGCUUUUGGACACAUGUGCGGAGUGAAUCUGACAAGGUCAUUCAACUGUUCCACUUGAAGGCCUGGCAGAGAGGCUUGUGAGUGGACAGUAAGCCAUCCAACUCCAAUUUAAUCUAUCAGUUGGACUCACCAGCAUUAUAGGGGCAAACCUAAUUCACUGGAACAUGUCAUGAUUCCCUUUCAAAGACUGCAACUCUUUCUCUGCCUCUGGUCUAAGUGAAAGUUUAUGUUGCUCCUCGUCCUUGAGAAUGCAAACUGUCUUGUGAAUUCAUUUUAAAAACUAUGGAAGGGUCUGUCUGCUCAUUCUAUACCUAGGUCAGAUUGUAUAGUCUGGCUGAGUGAAUUUGGAGUCUAGUUCAGUUAUAAUCUUUGCCAAACUUUUCAAUUAAUUCUGCCAUUCCUCAUUUUCUUAAGAACUGUCUCUUUCUCUGUCUAUUUUGAUGUAGGCACGGACACUGGGUAUCAGCCAAGUUAAGGCCUCAUCUAGCAAGAAGCAUUUGAUAAUAAGUAGCCUAUAUGUGUUCAUGUGGACUUUUAAUGAUAAGACUUUGAGACACACUUUAAAUUAGCCAAGAUUUGCACCUUAAUUUAUAUACUCACCAAAAAUUUGAAACUUAAAAUACAUGAAAAUAAUAUGUAUAGUUGCUUAAUUGUAGAAUUGGUUCUGACAUCCUUUCUGACCCACAUCUCCAUUGAUACUUAACUGAAAGCUCUUUUAGUUGUAUCGUGGAGCCCACAGCGUGAUAACACAUUGAGGAAGAGGCAUGAUUGAACUUGGUCACUGCUCUGAAUAGUUGUAGUUUCCUACGUGUAUAUCCCAACUCUCAGGGCUCCUACCUCAGUUUGGGACAGGGAAGCUAUUUAGAUUAGGAAUAUGGCACAGGGGGAGAAUGCGGCCCUCAUUCCUGUUGCAUAACCUGAAGAGAGGAUGUCACCAUUGCAUUCUCCAAUUUGAAAACAACAACAAAAUACAUCGUUCAUAAAUUUGCUGCUUCCUAAUAAAGCUUUUUUUUGCGCAUUAUGGUGAACAUCAAAGAAUUCCACUAUUCUACUUGAAUUUCAGUAAAACCUAGCCAAUAUGAACAAUGAAGUGCUAUAUUUCGUUUUUAACAAUGUAAGCAAUCAUCUUUCCCUUUGUGCAUAAGUACUUGGGGCUUUGAACACAUUUUGGCAAGUUCUGAGUUCCAGAUCAUUAAGUUUUGUAUAAUUGUCUCAAGUCCUAAGGUUUUUCAAAACUGCUUUUUUGGUGCCAUUUAGAGUUAACACAUUUAAAAAGUGAUAACUAUGUUAUUUGCCAACUAAUCAGUUUUGCUUUUUAAAUAUGGAGCACAUUACUGAAUUUAUUAAAUUGUACUGUAUAAAUAUUUUCUCUGUCUUAUACAUUUUUUGUAUAGCAGUUUGAUAAAGAAGCAACGUUUACAUUAUAAGUUCUUGAGACUUGUGAUGGGGGGGGAUAACUAGAAGUAUCUGCAAGUUAAACUUGGAUUGCACCAUCUAAAUAAAGGUAAUUCCAAAAUCGAA
This is a messenger RNA of Pogona vitticeps (central bearded dragon), 2773 nucleotides long. RefSeq names its product syntaxin 7 (gene STX7). Gene Ontology annotation, biological process: vesicle-mediated transport; intracellular protein transport; vesicle fusion. The record is from RefSeq and is a predicted model, not a curated record. NCBI's taxonomy places the organism in Eukaryota, Metazoa, Chordata, Lepidosauria, Squamata, Agamidae. Gene Ontology annotation, cellular component: endomembrane system; synaptic vesicle; membrane. Gene Ontology annotation, molecular function: SNAP receptor activity; SNARE binding.